Molecule: messenger RNA, 1239 nt
Organism: Bursaphelenchus xylophilus (pine wood nematode)
Lineage: Eukaryota; Metazoa; Nematoda; Chromadorea; Rhabditida; Aphelenchoididae
Source: the annotation of a GenBank genome assembly
AUGAGUGCCCAAGAAGGAGGAGGCUACCUCGGGCCAAUGACUUACAAUUGUCUGAUUGGGCCGGCAUUGAAUAAUGUGAAGCCGUCACACUCAGGAACUCCAGAAGCUACCGAUGCCUUGGCUGUGAGUAUUUAUUCGAAUAUAAUCUGAUGAGUCAUCUAGAAUAAUUGUUAUCACUUGCAGGGUCUUGAAAAGUCUUUUUUAAAGGCAGAGAAGGAGUCUCCAGCCUUUCUUUAUGAUUUGGCAAAGGUUCUGAUAGAAGAAUCGAUGGUCAACAUUGAUAUUCAGGUAAUUUACUCUAAGUUGCUGUUCAAUUUAGGAAGACAAUGGUUAAUUUUAAUCGUUUUAGGAGUCAUUCCUUCGAUUGCAAGCCCAAGCCCCUUCGACUGAUCUCGAGUUGAAUGAAUUGUCACAUAUCCCCAAAUUCGCAGCCAUAUCUGAGAAGGCCAUUCAUCUGAGACGUGUCCUUUCCCGAAUCCCUAAUGAAAUGACCGAUCGCCGUCCUUUUCUCGAGACUAUAAAGGAGAUAGCCACCUCCAUUCGAGUGCUGCUCGAUGCCGCUAAUGAGAUCGUCAAGUCUGUCCCUCCAAAUGUUCAUCCAUGUGAGUAUCUUUUGUACUCGUUUUAAAGGGGGAAUUACGACUCUUGAAGAGUAUGCUGUAAUUACAGUUGAGAGGGGGGAACUGUUAUUAUGGGUCUUAACUAUUGCAGAAAUACUUUUCUUUCUUUUGAGGAAAUGUUGUUGUAAGGCUGAGUGGAUGGGAAGGGGGAUUUUGUGCAUUUCAAAAGGUUGUAGACGUCAUGUGUUGGUAGUAUUUUUGGACCAGGAAGGGCUUGGUCCGUUAAUCUUUGAGGUCGUAUGGAUUGUAAAUUUGUUUUUAAUGUGAUAUGGGGGUGUUAUCUGUCCGUCUAAUCUACAGUUGACCCGUUAAACUAGCGCUAGUCCCCACAUUUUCUGCUUUAACAACCGCGACUCUGAAAAUUGAGCAGUCUGUAUUACACUAGUGGAUAGAUGCCAGGUGGUGAGAAAUAACCAAAUGAGCUUAAGGUCUUAUCCAUCUCAUUUCAGCGAUUGAAAAACGGAAGAGGGAGUUCGUACAUUACUCGAAGCGAUUCAGCAAUACUCUCAAAGAUUACUUCCGUGUCCAUGACGCCGGCCAGGUGUUUGUGGCCUCUAAUCAGCUCAUCUUCCAAACCAUCCAACUGAUUCGUUGUAUCAGAGAACGGGUUACAAUCUGA